UAGCGUUUUUAUUACGAGUUAAUUGAGUCUGGAAUCGUUUGUAAUUUAUCAAAUGCUGAUACGUCAUUGUUGAAAAACUAAAUUGUGUUGACAGUUGACACUUAGUAGUAAGAGUAACUAUUAUAAUAUUACCUUGUAACUUGUGGUAGUAAUAAUUAAAUAAAAUCAUACAAUGAGUACUAUGGAAGAAAUUGAAGAAGAGUCCAAAGCAGCAGCAGAGAAGAUGGUCAUGAAUAUGAUGCAAAGACCAGGGCAGCUUGAGAAGGUAGAGCAAUAUAAAAAAAGAAUUACUCAUAAGAAAGCCUCUAUAGAAGCACAACUGAAGUCAGCAGUUCAAGGAAAGCUAGAUGGGGUUAGCGUUGGAUUAAAACAAUUACAAGAGUGUUUGGAUGACAUUCAUUUAAUAAGUAACAAAAUGGAUGAACUAGAAGAUCUGUUGAAAGGUGUACCACCGUUAGUGGCGUCAUUACAAGCAGUGAGGGAAGAGGAUUCACGUCACUCACAGUACGUGACAGCAAUGGAUAGCUUAAAACAUAUAUUUACAGUUCCAGAGAGUGUGGCUAAAACAAAACAAUGGAUAGGAGAGGGAAAACUAUUGCAUGCCCAUCAGUGUUUAAGUGACUUGGAGAAUUCAAGAGAUGAUCUCCUAUAUGAGUUACACAGGUUACCGAAUCAGUCGUCACAUGAUAAGAUCAUGCUCAAGGCAUAUUUUGAAGAUGUGGAGAUGGUAUCAAAUUUGCUUGAGAAACAGAUAAAAUUAAUUUUAGCCAGAACUUUGAACACGGUUAGGAAGGAACCGACGGUCAUUGUGACAGCUCUAAGAAUAAUUGAGAGAGAAGAAAAAAGAGACCAAAUGGCAUUGCAGCAACAGGAUCAAUCUGGUUUCAUGCCUCCGGGUAGACCUAAGAAUUGGCGGACCAAAGCUUUCGAAGUCCUAGAAUGUGCUGUUGCUCAACGGGUUGAAGGCACCCGUGUUGAUGAAAGGGAAGAUAAUAAGCUAUGGCUGAUAAGAUACUUGGAGUUAACGAGACAACUCAUACUGGAAGACUUGAGAGUUGUUAAGACAUUAUGUGUGCCAUGUUUCCCUCCGCACUAUGACAUUGUCAAUAAAUACGUGAACAUGUAUCACACUUGUUUGUCAUCUAGUUUGCAAGAUAUAGUACAGAACGGUUUAGAGGGUAAUGAGUAUGUAACACUACUGUCUUGGAUCCUGAACACAUAUGCUGGCACAGAAUUGAUGGGGAGUCCAGAGGUUGCCAUCGACGUUUCAACUUUACCACCAUUACUCAGCGAUGAUAUUAUGCAGAAAUUACAAGAUGAAUAUUUACAAAAAAUGGAAGCUAAUUAUAUGGAGUGGAUGGAGAAGGCGUUGUCCACGGAGCGCGCUGGCUGGUCUGCGGAGCGCCCGCCGGAUGUAGAGCCUCACACGAACGCGUUCCACACACACGCACCGCUCAUCAUAUUCCAGAUGAUCGACCAGAACUUGCAGGUUACCGAGACUAUCAGCAAGGAUAUAACCUUCAAGGCGUUGUUGCUGAGCAUCGAUCAGGUCACACGUUUCGGUAACAUGUACAGAGAGGGCGUUAUACAAUUUAAGAACACUCACUUCUCGGACCGUUCCCGCAUGGCGUACUUCACACACCACAUGAUAACUAUAGUGAACAACAGCGAGCAGAUGGUAAGGCUCGCACAGCAGACGCAGAGCCGCCGCUGGCCGCCGGCCAAGCACCAUCCGCCCGCUGAACGGAGUUUCGACAAACUGCUGACAACCUUCCAGAAUCUGAGAGAUGAAGCAGCAAAGUUCUUACUGGAGGAAGCUUUUUUGGAUUUGGAAGAGCAUUUCGACGACCUCUUUACUGUUAAGUGGUUAGCUUCGACCAUACCUGUGGAUACGAUCUGCGUCACUCUAGAAGACUACUUCCAGGAUUACAACCACUUGAGAGAGAAGAAUUUCGAAUAUGUCAUAAAUGAGGCCCAGAACCUCGUGUACAGGAAAUAUAUAACCGCAAUGCUCUCAAAGAAAAUAACUUUCAAAACGUCCGAGGAGGCCCAGCAGGCAGCUGUGAAAAUUGUCAAAGAGGCGAACCAAUUGCGCUCGUUCUUCAGAAAAAUUGCUUUGAAUGCUGAAGGCAUCAAUGUAGACUGGCCCUUCGAAGUUAUCAGUUUAUUGGCUGAAGUACUUCGUUGUCAGGACAUCGAGAUGCUCUCGCUAGACCUGCACAGUCUGCUGGAGAAGUGUCCGUCCAUGUCCGAGGAGCAGAUGGUCCGUCUGCUGGCCCUACGAGGAGAUGUGCCUCGCUCGCACGUGCGGGACACAGUGACCCAUGUGCGGGCCGCACGGCAGCCGCCCCGCGCGCCCCCUCACCCCGCCAUCACACAGCUCUUCAAGGACAUCACCUUCAACGAUCGUCUGCUGUCUCAUUUCACUUUAUGAGUGUGAGCAGGACAACAAAUAACCCGACUGAACUUACAUCCGCGGACCUUCAGUGACCUGUCACAUUCUACUUUUUAAAUAUGAAGAGGACAUUAUAACGACUAUUCUUGGCGCCUUACGUCAUCUGUCUCAUUUGAUUUUAUGAGUGUAACGAGGACAACAAAUAACUUGACUGAACUUAAAUCCGCGGACCCUCGGUGACCUGUUUUAUUUUUCUUUUUAAAUUUGAAAAGGACAUUAUCACUACUCUUCUUGGCGCCUUAUAUCAUGUGUCUCAUUUGUUUCUAUGAGUUGGAGGAGGACAGCAUGUUUGCACUUACACCUCUCGACAAAUUAUCGUCUCUUUAAGUAUCGGCCUCUGUUAUCUGUCUACCCUCAACUUAUGAGUAUAAAGAUUUGCCUUUUAGAAGUAUUGCCUGCUGGAUUCAGCAAAAAUAUCCGAUUUACGGAUGUUAUAAUGAUGGAAUCGGUCACAGGAUAAAAGACGCCUAAAUACCAAAUAUUAAUUAAUUUGAAUUCGUCUUUGUGUCUGCUCGAUAUGAUAAGUUAUUUAUUCCAAUAACGUCAAACCAUAGAUCGAUUGCAUUCUACUGAAUGUUUAAAAAGUAAAAACUGUUAUUAUACUAUACUAUUAUUAUUCAAAGAUGUUGUUAUAAAUUAAAUUUAUAAUAAAACUUAUAUGUAA
This is a messenger RNA of Danaus plexippus (monarch butterfly), 3119 nucleotides long. RefSeq names its product exocyst complex component 3 (gene Sec6). NCBI's taxonomy places the organism in Eukaryota, Metazoa, Arthropoda, Insecta, Lepidoptera, Nymphalidae. The record is from RefSeq and is a predicted model, not a curated record. Gene Ontology annotation, molecular function: SNARE binding. Gene Ontology annotation, cellular component: exocyst. The transcript is spliced from 12 exons. The coding region runs from base 173 to 2434 and encodes 753 amino acids. Gene Ontology annotation, biological process: exocytosis; exocyst localization.